Molecule: messenger RNA, 3897 nt
Organism: Carcharodon carcharias (great white shark)
Lineage: Eukaryota; Metazoa; Chordata; Chondrichthyes; Lamniformes; Lamnidae
Gene: asb7
Product: ankyrin repeat and SOCS box containing 7
Exons: 6
Coding region: 649-1605 (318 amino acids)
Biological process (GO): intracellular signal transduction
Molecular function (GO): protein binding
Source: RefSeq, a predicted model, not a curated record
GCCGGACGCUGUGCAUGCGCAGCGGAGAUCGAGGCGCUGCCGAGCUCCCUCGGCCUGAGAUGGCUCCGGAGCAACAAGUUCCCCAGGAAAUUGCGUACGGCCCGCACCUGGCAUCUGGGGCCUGCUCAGCCCCCACUCGCACAUCUCCCGCAGGUAGGGCGCCUUGGAUAAGUGAAGGAGGUGGCCCCACCGAGAGGCUCCCCCAUCAAGCGGCCGGCACCGUGCGGUUUUAAUCCGGGGCCGGGGAGCCCCCGACAGGAUGUGGAGACGGAGCAAUGAGGGGGAAAAGGGAGGCCGAGGGAGAGCCGCAGUCAUGACUUUUCUUGAAAUUGACGUGCUGCAAAGAUCACGUCUACUCUUCCCUAUCCUGCAUGGAAGUCACACUGUGAUUCUGGGUACAGGGUCAAUGAGUUUGGCCUGCAUCAUGAGUUUCGCAUUGGCGUUCCUUGUUGGUGAUUUCUUGUCAGAUACGUAAGAUCUUUGAGCAUGGUGCAGUUCGUCUAACAGCUCUCCUGUGUCUUUGCCAUUGAUGUCGAACCAGUCUUGGUACUUCCGUUUAACGAACCCUGGGACCUUGGAUGCCAUGCUUUUGAUGAAGGUGUAGAGCAUUGACCUCAUGCAUCUGUUGUGACAACGUGACUCACUAGCAUGUUCCAUCAUCACUGUAGAAGAAACCCGGAACUGCAGCAAGAACUGCAAAUCCAAAAUGCUGUUGCAGCUGGUGAUGUUCAUACAGUGCGUAAGAUGCUGGAACAAGGCUAUUCUCCUAAUGGUCGCGAUGCUAAUGGAUGGACACUGCUCCAUUUCUCUGCAGCAAGAGGCAAAGAAAGAUGUGUUCGAGUAUUUUUAGAGCAUGGAGCCGAUCCCACCGUUAAAGACUUAAUUGGAGGUUUUACUGCUUUGCAUUAUGCAGCCAUGCAUGGCCGAGCACGGAUUGCAAGAUUGAUGUUGGAAUCAGAACACAGACCUGAUAUAAUUAAUGCUAAAAGCAAUGAUGGAUGGACUCCUCUCCAUGUGGCUGCCCAUUAUGGCAGAGACUCAUUUGUCAGACUGCUGUUGGAGUUUAAAGCUGAGGUCGACCCGCUCAGCGAUAAAGGCACCACACCACUUCAGCUGGCCAUUAUCAGAGAGCGGUCCAGCUGUGUGAAAAUUCUUUUGGAUCACAAUGCCAACAUUGACAUUCAAAAUGGCUUCCUGCUACGAUAUGCAGUGAUCAAAAGCAACCACUCAUAUUGUCGAAUGUUUCUUCAAAGAGGUGCAGACACAAACCUCGGCAGAUUGGAGGAUGGACAAACCCCAUUACACUUGUCUGCACUAAAGGACGAUGUGCUUUGUGCACGGAUGUUACAUAACUAUGGUGCAGACUGUAACACAAGGAACUAUGAAGGACAGACCCCUCUGGCUGUCUCUGUAAGUCUAUCUGGAACCAGCAGACCCUGCUUGGAUUUCUUACAGGAAGUUACAAGACAGCCUAGAAAUUUACAGGAUCUGUGCCGAAUUAGGAUUCGACAAUGUAUCGGCCUUCAAAAUUUGAAAGGACUGGAUGAACUUCCCCUUGCAAAAGUCAUGAAAGACUAUUUGAAGCACAAGUUUGAUGACAUUUGAAUGUUGAAAGUUCAAGUCUUGAGGGUUUGAAGUAGGUGCUGCCUUGCCCCAAGUACAUCCUAUGCAAUUCCCGAUUUGAAAUUUAGUCACUACGGGUAUCAUUACCUCUCCGAGUUUAACAACUAUGUCUAAUUUGGCAUAACUGGCCUGCUCCAGGAAGACCUAUGUUCACUCCCAAAAUUUGUUCCAAGCUGAUAUACCUAACUUUGAGUUGGCGAAGUUCAAAAACUUUUAUUACUUCUUCUCUUCAACUUGACUUCUGUUCCAACAUAACGUUCAAUUACUUUAACUUAGUGACUGUAAAAUUCACUGAAAUGGAACAGGUGUCAUUUGAAUGAUGGAAGUUACAGUACAAGAGUGAACAAGCUACAAAGAAAUUCUGUUUGAAAAUAUCCAUAAAUGUAUUUGAUGCAGCUAAAAAAUUACUUUGUAUCAAGACAGAUACAACUUAAAUGUUUGAAAUUGAAGCAAAAGCUAAGAAGCUGAAAACGCAUAGCAGGUCAUUUAGCAUCUGUGAAAGAAACGGAGAGUUGGCAUUUUGCCCUCAUACCCUUCAUGAGAAUUGAAAAAUAAGUAAUAAAAAUAAAAUCCUGGAGAUGCACAGCAGGUCAGGCAGCAGAGGUGGAGAGAUAAACAGUUACUGUUUCAGAUCGAUGACCCCUUAUCAAAACUGGAAAAAGAUGUAACAGGUUUUAAGCAAGUAUUGAGGCAGGGGAACGGGAAGCAAAAAGGGAAAAACAAGAGUCAGACCACAUAUUAAUAUCAGGAAAGGUGUGGGAUGGAGAGGGAAACAACAAACAGCCCAGCAGACUGUGGAGAAGUGAUAGUGGAAUGAAUGAGUUGUGUAUCAGAUCAAUCUAGUCAAGUGAAAGAUAAUACUGUUUGCAGAAGGGUGUGAGAAUAACUAAGGCGGCCAGGAAAUUUAAGGAACAGUUUAUGUGAGAUUAUUUGACUGAGAUGAUCCGUAAUAUCAUCCAACAAACGUUCCUGUGGUGCUUUUCUCCUUUCCCUCCCCUCCCCUUUUACUAAUCCUAUUAAUAUAUUUAUCCAUUUUUUUGUUUCUCUGUUCUGAAACAUGGUAAGAGCUCAGUGUCGUGGUGUGGUGUCUGCCACGUCCAGGCUAUUGUGUUAUAGUGAGAAACAAAAUUUAAAGGUGCCAUUGUGAUUUGGGCUUUUAUUGCAGUAUUUCCUGUACUUCUGUCUUCUCUUUUCCACUCCUCCCAAAACUGCUUGUAUUGCCCUUCACUGUAAUACUCUGUUAUGAUAUCUGUGGUGCUUUGGCAAUGCAGGCGACAUGCCAAGAUACAGUAGAUGCUUUGAAUUUGGAUAUAUUGAUUGGAAGAUGGAGGAAAAGCUAACCAGCAUGUAUAUCAUCAGAUUUUCAUAUAAUAAAUAUCUCUCUUCACUCAGCCUUGUUCUGUCCUUGGUCCCUCUCAUCAAUUUGUGCUAUUUACUAGUGUACCUCUGUUACCUUGUCCUCAACCUGUUUUGCUCUGGAAUUGACAUUUUCCAUUCUGUCUAUACCAGAGACUCAUUAACUUGACCUAUAUUGUAAACUGACCACUAUGCUGUGGUGUGAUGUAUGCAGCCAGUUCGUUGUUCCUUUUGUUUUUCAAACAUAAAACCAGAAUAAGUUGUAACAACACUGAAGGCGGGCAGGUGCCAGUGAGUCAUUCUUCUCUGUGCCCAGUGGUCUUUGUCUUUGUGUGAGGUGUUUCAGAAAAAGUAGAAGUUUCCUAAAAACUAUACAACCUUCUAAUGAAUGUUGCAUUCAGCCCAAGUUAGACACUAUCAGAUUUUCCACUUGAAUCAAAUUCUAAGCAGAACGUUUAGUAUUUCUCACUAUAUUCUGAACAGGGCCUAGAUAUGCUGACAAUUACAUUUCCUAACUAAAUUACAAACUUUAGAAAGGCAAUCAAAUAUUAAUAACCCUAAGGUUAAAAAGUUAUGAUUUCUUUUUUUAAAUGCAGUCUUUACUUCUAGUUUAUCCUGUAAUUUUAUAGAGGUAUAUAAAGUCCAGGACAGAGAAACAAAACCAGGGGCAAUACUUGAAGAACACUGGGUCGGUAGGUCAGGACUCAGGACAGGGGUCUGGAAUGAUCAGCUAGAACGGAGUGGUUGAAGCUAAGAAAUUGCAGUCAGUUAAAAAUGAGGAUCUGCUGGAUGGCCCAGGCUUUCUGCUUGUGUAUUCACAGCCAUAAUUUUCCCUCUGUUCAAUUUAAUGCUCAGGAAAAUGUGGGUUGGUAAACAUGUAGCAGAAAUCCUGACCAGCCUAAAACAAAAACAGAAUUA